GUGGCUGCCUUGAUGGCUGCUCUCAUAUUUGGAGCGGUGGUCUACCUGACCGAGUUAAUCUCUGGCGAGCACACCUUUAGAAACGUGGCCUUGGCCACGUGGUAUAGCUAUGAAACUAUGACCGCCAUUGGUUCUGGCAGGGUGGUGCCUUCAUCUGUUCCCGGCAACGUUAUCGCCGUCUGCUGCAGCAUGUUUGGGGUGAUUCUGUUUUCGAUGCCCAUUGCAAUAGUCAAAGAAAGUUUCAAGCAAUACCUGGUUGCUCUGAGGACAUACAAGCAUCAGCUGGUCCGAGUUAACUAUCUGAGGAACCAGGGCCAGGAGAAUGCUUUCCUGGCCUCUCGCAUGUUCUGGUACCGACCAGAUGGUGUCAGUUCAACUUCUCCAAUGAGACCAACUUCUCCAGUCAGAUCGGCUUCUCCAACUGAUGAAAGUGAUCUCUCUAUGGUCUAG
Messenger RNA from Candidula unifasciata, 450 nucleotides. NCBI's taxonomy places the organism in Eukaryota, Metazoa, Mollusca, Gastropoda, Stylommatophora, Geomitridae. The record is from the annotation of a GenBank genome assembly.